Salvelinus sp. IW2-2015 is the source of this 2887-nucleotide messenger RNA. RefSeq names its product myosin-9-like. The record is from RefSeq and is a predicted model, not a curated record. NCBI's taxonomy places the organism in Eukaryota, Metazoa, Chordata, Actinopteri, Salmoniformes, Salmonidae. Gene Ontology annotation, molecular function: ATP binding; actin filament binding; microfilament motor activity. Gene Ontology annotation, biological process: actin filament organization; vesicle transport along actin filament. Gene Ontology annotation, cellular component: vesicle; myosin complex; cytoplasm.
ACCUGUGAAUGAUAAAGUGGGCGGYUCAUAGUUUCGAUAUGUCCACCCUAUGUCAGCCACGCCCGGCGCAGAGACAACAGAAAGGGAGAUAAUUGAGAAGGAAAUCAUCUGCAGUAGGGUUUUUGGAGUUUGCUGUCGCGUGGAAGGAGUUGCCUUUGCAAACACGGAAACCGAUAGAGCAACCGAAUUCACCACGUAGUGCCGACAACCGAGCAAGAAGCCACCAUGUCCGAAGCGGACAAGUUCCUCUACAGAGACGGCGGUAAGGUCGCCAACCCCCUAGACCAGGCCGACUGGGCCACCAAGAAGCUAGUAUGGAUCCCUUCGGAGACGCUGGGGUUCGUGUCCGGCUCCGUCAAGGAAGAGAAGGGAGAGGAGUGUGUGGUGGAGCUAGCCGARACAGGCAAGAGGGUGACGGUGAACAAGGACGACAUCCAGAAGAUGAACCCUCCCAAGUUCAGRAAGGUGGAGGACAUGGCCGAGCUCACGUGUUUGAACGAGGCRUCAGUGCUGCACAACCUCAAGGAUCGCUACUACUCUGGCCUCAUCUACACGUACUCUGGCCUCUUCUGUGUGGUGAUCAACCCCUACAAGUACCUGCCCAUCUACUCAGAGAACAUCAUAGAGAUGUACAAGGGCAAGAAGAGACACGAGAUGCCCCCUCACAUCUARGCCAUCACAGACACUGCUUACAGGAGUAUGAUGCAGGAUCGUGAAGAUCAGUCCAUCCUCUGCACAGGAGAAUCGGGAGCUGGAAAGACUGAGAACACCAAGAAAGUGAUCCAGUAUCUGGCACACGUUGCCUCUUCCUUUAAGUCGAAGAAAGACCAGGGUGCAGCAUUAGCACAUGGGGAGCUAGAGAAACAACUUCUGCAGGCUAACCCUAUCCUAGAGGCCUUUGGAAACGGCAAGACGGUCAAGAAUGACAACUCCUCCAGAUUCGGGAAGUUUAUCCGGAUCAACUUUGACGUCAAUGGAUACAUUGUGGGAGCCAACAUUGAAACUUAUCUGCUGGAGAAGUCCAGAGCCAUCCGACAGGCUAAGGAUGAAAGGGCCUUCCACGUCUUCUAUUACAUGCUCACAGGAGCUGGGGACAAAAUGCGCUCUGAGUUGUGUCUGGAGGACUACAAGAACUACCGCUUCCUGACCCACGGGAACGUGACCAUCCCUGGUCAGGAGGACCGGGACCUGUUUGUGGAGACRAUGGAUGCCUUCAACGUCAUGAGCAUCCCAGAGGAGGAGCGGAUAGGUCUUCUGAAGACUGUCUCUGCCGUUCUCCAGCUGGGGAACAUGAGCUUCAAGAAGGAGCGCAACUCUGACCAGGCCUCCAUGCCUGACGACACAGCGGCCCAGAAAGUGUGCCACCUGCUGGGCAUGAACGUGACCGACUUCACCCGGGCCAUCCUGUCCCCCAGGAUCAAGGUGGGCAGGGACUACGUUCAGAAGGCCCAGACCCAGGAGCAGGCUGAGUUUGCAGUGGAGGCGCUGGCCAAGGCCUCCUACGAGAGGAUGUUCCGCUGGCUGGUGAUGAGGAUCAACAAGGCCCUGGACAAGACCAAGAGACAGGGAGCCUCCUUCAUCGGCAUCCUGGACAUAGCUGGCUUUGAGAUCUUUGAGCUGAACUCGUUUGAGCAGCUGUGCAUCAACUACACCAACGAGAAGCUGCAGCAGCUGUUCAACCACACCAUGUUCGUCCUGGAGCAGGAGGAGUACCAGAGGGAGGGCAUCGAGUGGAGCUUCAUCGACUUCGGCCUGGACCUGCAGCCCUGCAUCGACCUCAUCGAGAAGCAUGCCAGUCCUCCUGGUGUGCUGGCUCUGCUGGAUGAAGAGUGCUGGUUCCCCAAGGCCACAGACAAGAGCUUUGUGGAGAAGGUGGUUCAGGAGCAGGGAAACAACCCCAAGUUCCAGAAGCCCAAGAAACUCAAGGACUCUGCRGACUUCUGCAUCAUCCACUACGCUGGAAAGGUGGACUACAAGGCAGAUGAGUGGCUGACGAAGAACAUGGACCCUUUGAAUGACAACGUGGCCACGCUGCUCAACCAGUCCACUGACAAGUUUGUGUCGGAGCUCUGGCGAGACGUGGACCGUAUUGUGGGCCUGGACAAAGUUGCUGGGAUGUCUGACGGGGGGAUACACGGYGCCACUAAGAUCCGUAAGGGCAUGUUCCGCACCGUGGGCCAGCUCUACAAGGAGCAGCUGUCCAACCUCAUGACCACUCUCAGGAACACCAACCCCAACUUCGUCCGCUGCAUCAUCCCCAACCACGAGAAGAAGGCUGGUAAGCUGGAGCCCCAUCUGGUUCUGGACCAGCUGAGGUGUAAUGGAGUUCUGGAGGGGAUCCGUAUCUGCAGACAGGGCUUCCCCAACCGCAUCGUCUUCCAGGAGUUCAGACAGAGAUAUGAGAUCCUCACUCCCAACUCCAUUCCCAAGGGAUUCAUGGAUGGCAAACAAGCCUGUGUGCUCAUGAUCAAGGCCCUGGAGCUGGAUUCCAACCUCUUCCGGAUUGGCCAGAGUAAGGUGUUUUUCCGGGCUGGCGUCUUGGCCCACCUGGAGGAGGAGAGGGACAUUAAGAUCACUGACAUCAUCAUCAGCUUCCAGUCCUGGUGCCGUGGCUACGUGGCCCGCAAAGCCUUCACGAAGAGACAGCAGCAGUUGACUGCUAUGAAGGUGAUCCAGAGGAACUGUGCUGCUUACCUCAAACUCAGGAACUGGCAGUGGUGGAGACUCUUCACCAAGGUGAAGCCUCUGCUGCAGGUGACCAGGCAGGAGGAGGAGAUGCAGGCUAGGGAGGAUGAGCUGGAGAAGAACAAGGCGAGGCAGCAACAGACUGAGGAGCAGCUGCAGGAGUURGAGGCCAAGCAGAAACAGGUAUGGAGUGUCCCUUCUA